This is a messenger RNA of Microplitis mediator, 876 nucleotides long. RefSeq lists its product as uncharacterized. The transcript has a single exon. Bases 1 to 876 code for a protein of 291 amino acids. The record is from RefSeq and is a predicted model, not a curated record. NCBI's taxonomy places the organism in Eukaryota, Metazoa, Arthropoda, Insecta, Hymenoptera, Braconidae. Gene Ontology annotation, molecular function: nucleic acid binding.
AUGUAUAAAUGCGCACGACAUCGUGCUGAUAGAGCUCAACAACUCAUGGGUCAGCUACCAGUAUCACGAGUCACUCCAUCACCUGCACUCACACACACUGGAGCUGACUAUGCUGGUCCAAUAACACUUAAAAAUUGGAGACGUAGAGGAGCAAAAACAUACAAAGGCUGGAUUUGUGUUUUUGUCUGCCUGUCUACGUCAGCAGUACAUCUAGAGGUAGUCAGCGACUACAGUUCUAGUGGGUUCAUCGCAGCACUCUACAGCGAUUUCGGAACGACGUUUAAAGGCGCUGAAACUGAUCUCAACCGUCGGUUCACUCAAGGAACUCAAGAGUCAAGAGAAAUACUGGAUCACAUAAUGGUGAACAGUAUUGCUUGGCAUUUCAAUCCACCAGCAGCUCUACACAUGGGUGGAAAGUGGGAAGCUACUGUCAAAUCACUCAAACACCAUCUUACUCGAACAGUGGGAGAGUCUUCAUUUACGUAUGAAAAAUUUACGACUCUUCUUACGCAAAUUGAAGCUAUAUUGAAUUCAAGACAAUUGGAGCCACUCACGGAAGAUCCAGAUGACAUUGAUGCACUCACUCCUGGUCACUUCUUGAUUGGACGAGCACUCAAUGUGAUUCCUGAACCAGCACUCAUCGAUACAAAUAGUUCUCGAUUGUCAAGAUGGCAAUUUCUACAACAACGUAUUCAACAGUUCUGGAAUCAUUGGUCUACAAGUUAUCUGCAAAGACAACUGGCAAUUACCAAGUGGCAACGUCCAACUCAUCAAAUUCAAGUUGGAUCACUUGUAUUACCCACUGACGAAAGGUUUCCACCAACCAGGUCGCCGCUCGCUCGUUUCAUCGCACUCCACCCUGGCAAAGAUGGAUGA